AUGGCCUCGAAAAAGCUUACCCGCACAAGCCAAAGGGCCAAAUCGAAUAGCGCAGCCGUGGAAAAGCCGGUCAAAGCCAAGCCUGCCAAGAGCUCGCCGGCGGCAAAGAAAUCAUCCGGCAGACCUGAAGUCGAUGGAAAAUCACGCCGUGAUGAAAAGCCCGCGACGACAAAACGAAAACGCGUUGCUGCGGAUGAUGAGGAGGAGGACCAGUCUCGUCGCAAGAGGACCAUCAAGCUUGAAGGCCCCACGGAGCAACGCAAAGCAAAGACGGUGCCCAAGAAGGCUGCGCCCGAGAAGGCUGCUCCCAAAAAGGCUGCUCCCAAAAAGGCUGUGCCCAAGAAGGCUGCGCCCAAGAGAGCUGCCAAGAAGGAGGAGGCUGUGUCAGAGGAGCGUGAACUCUUGAACCAAGCUCCCACCGAGCCAAUCGCCGUAUUUUCCUUCGGAAGUGGCGAGUGUGGUGAGCUUGGUCUCGGGCCGAAGCGCACUACCGCUCUGGUACCCAAAUUCAACGCGAACCUCGAUCCCAGCGAGGCGUCCAAGCCUCACGUGGUCCAGCUUGCUUGUGGUGGCAUGCACACCAUUGUUCUUACCUCCGACAACAAGAUUCUGACCUGGGGCGUCAAUGACGAAGGCGCGCUGGGCCGAGAUACCACUUGGGAGGGCGGCAUGAAGGACCUGGACGGAGCGGCAUCAGACAGCGAAGACGAAGAUGGCGAGCUGAAUCCGCACGAAUGCGAGCCCAGAGAAGUCACGUUCAAAAACGUGCCCAAAGACACCAUCUUUACCCAAGUGGCUGCGGGUGACAGCUGCAGCUUUGUGCUUAGUGCGACCGGACACGUGUACGGAUGGGGGGCAUUUCGAGACACCAAGGGAGCUCGUCGGUUUUGCUACGACAAGAACGGCAAGCCUGUCGAGAUACAAAUGGAACCCGUCUUGAUCCCCGAACUGGACAAUGUUAUCCAGAUUGCUUGCGGAGCCAAUCACGUCCUGGCUCUCGACAAGUCGGGCCAGGUUUGGGGCUGGGGCUCGUACGAACAGAAUCAGCUGGGCAGGCAACCGUUUGGUCGGUACCAGUCUGAGACCUUGCUGCCUCGCCAGGUGCGAGUCUGCCCACGCCCCAUCAAGUAUAUCGCCUCGGGAGAAUAUCACUCGUUUGCGGUCGACAAAAAGGACAACGUCUGGGCCUGGGGUCUCAACAGCUUUGGAGAAGCCGGUUACGCCAAGGAAGCUGGCGGGGACGAGGCGAUCCUGCCCUAUCCGAUGAAGAUUCCGGACCUUUGCGGCAAAGGCGUGACAGUGCUGGCUGGCGGGGCCCACCAUUCUGGAGCCGUCACGGCCGAGGGCAAGUGCUACGUGUGGGGACGGCUGGAUGGCGGCCAGCUUGGCAUCCAGUUUUCGCAAAGCCAGCUCGACGACGACACGAUUGUGCGCCGCGACGAAUACAACAAGCCACGCAUCUGUCUCCGCCCGACAGAAGUGACGGAGAUUGGGGAGGUGGCCCACGUUGCUUGCGGAACCGAUCACACGCUCUUUGUCAACCGGGACGGUGUCGGCUACGCCACGGGAUUCGGAUCCGUCGGCCAGUUGGGGCUCGGCAACGAAGACGACCAGGAUUCUGCGCAGCGCAUGAAGGGCAAAGACAUCAAGGGACGAAAGCUCAUCGGAGCCGCCGCCGGAGGGCAGUUUUCUGUCGUGACCAGCACGGCCGAGGUGCCCACGGGGGAGUAG
Ustilaginoidea virens is the source of this 1731-nucleotide messenger RNA. RefSeq lists its product as uncharacterized. Lineage: Eukaryota; Fungi; Ascomycota; Sordariomycetes; Hypocreales; Clavicipitaceae. Gene Ontology annotation, molecular function: guanyl-nucleotide exchange factor activity. Bases 1 to 1731 code for a protein of 576 amino acids. The record is from RefSeq and is a predicted model, not a curated record. The transcript has 3 exons. Gene Ontology annotation, cellular component: cytoplasm.